AUGCUGUCUUUCCUCCCCUGGAUAGGAGUGGUCUUACUCCUUGGACGCAGCAACGGUCAACCCCAUCCGAUAGCCAUACCAUCACCCAAGGCAAAUACGGCAGUAGUCCCCAAAGAUUUUCAUUCAUUUUCUAUUGAAUUUGCCUUUUUCCCGGAUUAUGCUGGAAACAAAUCGCACCCUAACAGGUUUACCAAGAACCUGCUGCAGAACUUCAAGGAUAUCACCGGGGUAUAUCCACUUGUCCGAGUCGGAGGAACUUCCCAGGAUCAUUCCGACUAUUUCCCUGACCAAGAAGAAAACAUCAAACUCAUCUACGAGCACCCAGAUGACGACCAACCCAUCCAAAUCAACUACGGACCCACCUUCUUCGAGUCCUACCACACCCUCGGCCCAAUCAAGUUUCUACAUGGGCUGAACAUGAACCAGAAUCGAUCGAUGGAACAGCUCCAAGAUGCUGCCGCGGAAGCAUGCACGGCAAUCGGACCGCAGCUGCACCUGUUCGAGUUGGGCAAUGAAUGGAACUUUGUUCCGGGCGAGUAUAGAGCUGGUAAUUAUUCGAUGCUGGAUUAUGCACAAGAAUGGAAUCAUAAGUCUUCUAUCGUCAAGGCGGCGGUGCAGAAUGCUUGCCCGGGUCCGUUCCCGGGGUUUAUGGCGCCGAGCUUUGUGCUGUUGACUUUUGUGGAUACGAAAGGGUGGACUGCUGAGGGGCUCUAUCAUCUGGGAUAUGAUCAGAAAAAUUUGACAAAGGAGCUCUCAUUUCACAAGCAAAGUAAGACCUCUCACAAUUGCGUACGAGACACAGCACUAACACAACCAGAGAACCUCAUGAACCACACUAAGAUCGUGGAGAACCUAUCCUACCAAAUCAAGCGCUCCGAGAACCUCGCAUACCUGGGCCACCCCUUCACCCUCGGCGAAAUGAACUCGAUCGCGGGACAAGGCCGCACCGGCGAGACAAACGUUUUCGGUGAUGCACUAUGGAUGGUCGAUUUUUCCCUCUGGGCCGCGGCACAUAACAUCAAACGCCUACACCUGCAUCAGGGUCUCAACUACCGCUACGCAUCAUGGCAGCCUAUCUUAAGCAAAGGCGAGGCUCCGGCCACCAAGCCUCCCUAUUACGGACAAGUCAUGGUUGCCGCGGCACUGGGCGAUUCGGAGCAUGUUCGAGUGAUGAAUAUCCCCCUGAAGGAGGAUACAGAGGCCGCGUAUGCGAUUUAUGAUGCAGAAAGUCCCGGAAAGAUUGUGGCUGGGUCGUCCUUGCAAGGAGUAUCGGUUCAAGGUUCCGGUCACCAUCGUCAUAUCAGGGUUGAGCGCUUAAUUGCACCGGGCAGCGAUUCGACAACGAAUGUUACAUUUGGAGGUGUCUCUUAUGAUUAUGAACUGAAGCAUGGGAAGCCGGUUACUGUGAAUCAUGAGAAGGAGGUCUUGGAGGUACGCGAUGGAGUGGUCUCGGUUGAGAUUCCGGCUUCGUCGGCUGUUUUGUUGUCAUUUUCGUGA
Messenger RNA from Penicillium argentinense, 1497 nucleotides. Its product is annotated as glycosyl hydrolase family 79 C-terminal domain-containing protein. Lineage: Eukaryota; Fungi; Ascomycota; Eurotiomycetes; Eurotiales; Aspergillaceae. The record is from RefSeq and is a predicted model, not a curated record. The transcript is spliced from 5 exons. Bases 1 to 1497 code for a protein of 498 amino acids.